UUGGCAUCAUUCCUCUCCUUGCAGUUCCAUCGCAAACUAAACAAAUCAAAAUGAUGAAAAUUAUCGUCCUCAUCUCCGCCCUCGUAGCCAUCGCGGCUGCCAAACCAUCUCUAGUCAGCGCGCCGCUCGUCGCCGCCCCAGCGCCCGUGGUGACCGCUACCAGCUCGCAGUACUACCACCGCAUCAACAACGGUCUAGCCGCGUACGUCGCCGCUCCUGCCGCAUAUGUAGCCCCCGCUGCUCCGGUGGUUAGCGCCCCGUAUGUGGCCGCCCCCGCCGCGUAUGCUUACGCUCCUUAUGCCGCUCCCUAUGUUGCCUACUAAAAAUUGCCUGACCAAAGAUGUGAUACUUAAUAAAUAUGUUGCAAGUU
Molecule: messenger RNA, 370 nt
Organism: Colias croceus (clouded yellow)
Lineage: Eukaryota; Metazoa; Arthropoda; Insecta; Lepidoptera; Pieridae
Product: cuticle protein 38-like
Exons: 2
Coding region: 51-323 (90 amino acids)
Source: RefSeq, a predicted model, not a curated record